AUGCGUUACUCUCUCGCUGCCAUUGCUGCUUUCGCGGCUUCCACCUCUGCUCACGGUGUCAUCACCGCGGUUCAGGGUGCUAACGGUGUGAACAUGCCUGGUCUCUCUGUCCAGGACGGUACUCCUCGUGACUGCGCCACUCCCAAGUGCGGUUCUGAGGCCGACACCUCCAUCAUCCGUACUCGUGAGAUGGGCGGCAAGGCUUCUGCUCUCGGCCGUACCAACGGUGGCGGUGCCGUCGACGCCGGCGCUGCUAUCGCCUCCUUCAUGGGCGGAGCUGGCGGUGCCACCGCUGCUGGUCCCGCUGCUGGUGCUGCUGGUGCUGCUGGAGCCGGAGCCGCAACCGCAGGCGCUGCUACCACCAAGCGCCAAUCUGGCAAGGGAACCAAGACCCCCAAGGGCACCACCGAGAACAGCGUCGCCGCCGCCGCCGGUGCGGGCGCCGCCUCCGGCCUUCCCACCACUGCCGACGAUGGCACCAUCACCAUGACCUUCCACCAGGUCAACCAGGACGGUGCCGGCCCGCUCACCGCCCAAGUCGACGCCACCUCCGGCGGCACCGACCCGGCUGCCUUCCAGGACGCAAAGGUCACGCAGAACGUCCCCGGCCUCGGCAUCGGAGGUCUCUCUGCGGCUACGACCACCGACUUCCCCGUCAAGGUCCAGAUGCCCCAGGGCAUGACCUGCUCCGGCACCGCCGGCGGCGCCUCCAACGUCUGCAUCGUCCGCAUGCAGAACAGCGCGCUUGCAGGCCCCUUCGGUGGCUCCGCUGCGUUCACCCAGAGCGCGGCGGCGAAGAAGCGCGCUGUUGAGUAUAACCUUCGCAAGAGGCACAUGGCCCGCGGUAUCCUUGGAAAGCCCGAGUAA
This is a messenger RNA of Didymosphaeria variabile, 867 nucleotides long. RefSeq lists its product as uncharacterized. NCBI's taxonomy places the organism in Eukaryota, Fungi, Ascomycota, Dothideomycetes, Pleosporales, Didymosphaeriaceae. The record is from RefSeq and is a predicted model, not a curated record. Bases 1 to 867 code for a protein of 288 amino acids. The transcript has 3 exons.